AUGCCAUUUCAUAGGAUUCAGGAAUGGAAGGAUGGUUUUUUUCACACUGUCACCCUCAAAUCCUUAGGCUUCUGGAUCCAGCUUGGUCACAGGCCAGGAGAAAAAUGUCGUCAUCCAAAGUCAGCCUUUGACGAUGACUUUAUCAUCAUCAACACUCACGGCAUUCAUGAAGAUCGCUACUCUACCUUUCUUAAAAUCAUGCACAAAUGGAGAAACCUUAGGUCACUAAAGUGUGCUGGAUGUGGUCAUGAUCCUGCAGGUGUUGGUGCAACUCAAGAGGGAGAACUUGUUCUGCUAUGCCCAGCAUGUCUGCACCCUGGUAAAAAUUUACCGGAUGGGUGGGAAACAUCAAAUCAACAUGUUUUUCUUGCAAUUGAUGCGAACUUUUGUCUUAAGCACCGAGCAAUCUCCACCAACAGCAAAGACCCAGGUCUCAGUAAUGGAUGGGGCUACUUCAUUGAUGAGAGGCGUUACAAGGACUAUCUAGUUAACAGUUCAGCUGUCAUUCAAGAGAGGAGCACUUGUGUGAGCCAUAAUGCUGUCAACAUGGCAGAUACAAAAUCAUCAAAAGGAUUUGCUGCUACAGGCAUUGGUACAGUUGACUAUGCCUGCUAUGGCAUGAAGUUGGCGAAUGGUGAAGGAGAUCUACAGAACACAUAUUACAGUGACCUAUCUCCGUAUAAUAUGAGGGAACGGAUGUGCAUAAUAUCCCAUAUGAUAUGGGCCAGCAGACCAUGGGCCCAUGAUAAAAAUAUCCUCGACUAUGACGGAUGGGCUGGGAGGCAAAUUAUUCCUGAUGGAGGCGGGUGGGCCCAUGCAGGGGAUAUAUAG
This is a messenger RNA of Suillus fuscotomentosus, 831 nucleotides long. RefSeq lists its product as uncharacterized. The record is from RefSeq and is a predicted model, not a curated record. The transcript has 5 exons. Bases 1 to 831 code for a protein of 276 amino acids. Lineage: Eukaryota; Fungi; Basidiomycota; Agaricomycetes; Boletales; Suillaceae.